GAGAUCCCAGUGCCGGAGCGGCAGAGAGAGACGCAGCACGAUGGAGGAAGAGCUCCUGGUCACAAGUCAACUGAACCCACAGCGCUGGUGUGCUCCACGCUGAGGAGCGACGGAGGCGGGGGAGGCGGGGGAGGCGGGGGAGCAGCCCAGGCACAGGCACAGGCACAGGCACAGGCCAGCAGCAGGAGCAGGGAGUCAAGGAUCAGCAUCCAGCUUGAAGAACCAAGAGGAACGCUGUCUGCGAGUCAGGAGUCCGUGAGCGAGCGAGAGAGAGAGAGAGAGCGGGCGGCGGGCGAGCGAGGGGUAAAGUUAGCGAGCAGCUCGUCACCUGUCAUCGUGCUCCUCAUCCCUCUCUGUCGGCGGCCGACACUCACAUGAGGCGGGACGCGGAGGUUCCGUCCUGUCGCUCAGGAUCAACAAACCAAACUCCACUCAGGUCUGAGACCUAUUCUCCUCUCCGUGUCCUCAAGUUCCUUCCAUGUAAGAUUCCGAUUGGUGUUUUUACCAUGAGUCCAGACUUCAAGCAUGAGAAACCUGCGUGAGCCGCAGCUUCAAACGGAUUCUAUCAUCAGAAGACUCCAGGCUUAGACGCGGGAACCUCGUCUUCCUCGUCUUCCUCGUCUUCCUCUCCAGCGCUGGACAGACAUUCGAGCAGCUGUUCCUCAGAUAUGUGACAGUCGUCAGUGACCCGGGUUCUGUUCGACCCCACCAUGAACCUGUCGGAGCUCAGAGCCGAGCCUCCACGCGGACCCGAGGCUCCGGGCUGUCGGAACGGCCUCGAUGAGCCGCCGGGGAACUGGUCCGGUGGGGUUUAUGGAGCCCAGUGUCCGGUCCAAGACGUGGGGAAGAACUGGGCGGCGCUGCUGAUUCUGGCCGUCAUCGCCGUCACGGUGACGGGAAACCUCCUGGUGAUCCUGGCCGUGUCCCUGGAGAAGAAGCUGCAAAACGCCACCAACUACUUCUUGAUGUCGCUGGCAGUGGCUGACAUGCUGCUAGGCAUCUUGGUGAUGCCGGUUUCCAUGGUGACCAUUCUCUACGAUUACGUGUGGCCCCUGCCCUCUGACCUCUGUCCCAUCUGGAUCUACCUGGAUGUCCUGUUCUCCACAGCCUCCAUCAUGCACCUCUGCGCCAUCUCUCUGGAUCGAUACAUCGCCAUUCGAAACCCCAUCCACCACAGUCGCUUCAACUCCCACACCAAGGCUCGCCUCAAGAUCAUGGCGGUGUGGACGAUCUCAGUGGGCAUCUCCAUGCCCAUCCCUGUGCUGGGGCUCAGGGACCACUCUAAGGUCUUCAAAGACGGCAGCUGCCUGCUGACAGACAACAGCUUUGUGCUGGUCGGCUCCUUCGUUGCCUUCUUCGUGCCCCUCACCAUCAUGAUUGUCACCUACUUCCUGACCAUCAACGCGCUGCAGAACGAAGCCACCCUCUGCUUGGACCAGCUUGUCCCGCGGCCCAAAUGGAGCACGACGUUCACCUUGAGCUUUUUACCACAAACCUCGCUGUCCUCUGAGAAACUGUUCAGACGCUCAAUCAGCCGCGAGGCCGGGGGUCGAGGGAGCAGCGGUGGGGUGGGAGGCUCGCUGUUUGGGCGCCGCACCAUGCAGUCCAUUAGCAACGAGCAGAAGGCAUCCAAGGUGCUGGGCGUGGUCUUCUUGCUCUUUGUGGUCAUGUGGUGUCCGUUCUUCAUCACCAACGUGCUGGUGGUUGUCUGUGACCCGGCGGUGUGUGACCCCAGCCUCAUGGGAGGCCUGCUGAACGUGUUUGUGUGGGUGGGGUACCUGUCGUCCGCCGUCAACCCUCUGGUCUACACACUGUUUAAUAAGACGUACCGGGCGGCGUUCCUGCGCUACGUUCGCUGCCGCUACUGGCCGGAGAAGAAGCCUCUGCAGCUCAUCCUGGUCAACACCAUCCCCCCUCUGGCCUACAGCUCCACCCAGAUGCCCCUAGGCGACAUUGGCAGGCCACGAAACGGGGCGGGGCUCUGUAGUCAGAAGAAGGAGGUGUCCCUACCUGGACCGGAGGGGGACGGAACCCACAGAGUCAGGGGCGAGAGCUGUGUGUGAGGCUCACUGCAGCCUGCCUCCCAGUCUGGGGUCAUAGAACUCCAGUGACGCUCAGAUAUACGUUGGUUUUUGGUCCUCUCUCUUUAAACUUUUGACAAUCAGAUCAAAAUAACAGCAAACAUGAUGGUUGGAUUGAGCCGUGACUUUUCACCAGGCCUCCACCUCCCAUGGAAGCUCUGGGUGGAUCAGUUACCUGCUGCAGAUGAGCCUGAACAUGUUUCAGGCUUGACUUCUAUUUGUAUUUAGUGCAGAUCUUGUGAGUAGAUGUGUGAUGUAGAGUGGUCAUGUGAAGGCUGUGACUGUGUCUGUUCAUUGUGAACAUUUUGCCAAACUGCCAGGUUUCCAGGUUUCCUGCUGCAGCCGUAGAAUGGGUUCAGUUCCACACGUCAAGCAUGGACAGAGAAGGGACAGGUUCGACCAGCUGUUAACCUCCCAGGCUGAAGCGGUUCAGGGCAGCGUCUAGAACGGAACCAGGACCAAUCGGGCUUCUAACCUUCAGCCCGGAACACUGAGGAGCAGCUCCCAACCACCCUCAUCACCCAGUAGUUCAUAGGCCCAGUUCUGUGAUGGUCCUGGUUCAGUGUGUGUAGUUCUGGUGGUCCACGGCGACUCUCUGCUUGGAGGCAUUGAGCGUCAGCACUGAUUGAUGAUUCAGAGUUUGAUGUUUACGGCUGUUUUCUAUGUCAGUGUAUGAAAACUGUUUUUUCCUUUUGUUUUCAAAUCAAAGUAAAAAGACAAACUGGAAACGAG
Betta splendens (Siamese fighting fish) is the source of this 2813-nucleotide messenger RNA. Its product is annotated as 5-hydroxytryptamine receptor 2A-like. The record is from RefSeq and is a predicted model, not a curated record. The transcript is spliced from 3 exons. The coding region runs from base 711 to 2063 and encodes 450 amino acids. Gene Ontology annotation, molecular function: neurotransmitter receptor activity; G protein-coupled serotonin receptor activity. NCBI's taxonomy places the organism in Eukaryota, Metazoa, Chordata, Actinopteri, Anabantiformes, Osphronemidae. Gene Ontology annotation, biological process: chemical synaptic transmission; G protein-coupled receptor signaling pathway, coupled to cyclic nucleotide second messenger. Gene Ontology annotation, cellular component: dendrite; plasma membrane.